Messenger RNA from Acanthoscelides obtectus, 909 nucleotides. Lineage: Eukaryota; Metazoa; Arthropoda; Insecta; Coleoptera; Chrysomelidae. The record is from the annotation of a GenBank genome assembly.
AGCUUAUGACUGUGACGUGUUGACAAAUAAGCAAAUGACAGAAGUCAUCAGUUGAAUGCAGAGGUUGAAUGAUUAUAAAAUUUUUAAUUUGAUUAGAGAUUAGAGCCAUUAAAUUUAUUAAAAGAAGAUAUUAUAAUUGGACCUUCAAAAGAAUUUGAAAAUUGGUGCGAUGGAGCUUGAAGAACAGGAGAUACACCACAGCUCCAAUAUUGUAUCCCCAGUUAUUCAAAUCUUCGAAAAUUAUGGAUGGUACAUUCUUUUCACAACUAUUGGAUGCGCAUAUGUUUACCAAAACUACUUGAAGCCUCAUAUAGAUAAAUUUAUGCAGAAAAAGGAGGAGGAAGCAUAUUCAGCAAAGUAUCAUAAAGAUCCUGAUGUACUUGUAUCAAGAUUAACAGCACAAGAAAGAAGAACCAAUGAAUUGCAAGAGAAAUAUAAGAGAGAAGCAGAAGAGUACAAAAAGAAGAUGGAAGAGAGAGAAGCAAAGAAAAAAGAGGCCCAACUAGAAAAACUUGGGAAUGAGGGAGGCAAGAAGCUAGGAUCUGAUAAGAAGUCUUUCAGGCCAGAAUAUAAUCCAUUGAUGGGGAGUGGCAGUGUCUCAUCUUACAGACCACCAAGGAGAAGUGCUUGCAGUGGAGGUGGUUGUGGUUAAAAAAAAAAUGUUAUUAAAAUAUUUAUUAUUCACACCUUCUCUACUGUAUAUGAUAUUGGAAUAACUCUUGGCUUUAUUCUAAUCAACACGUUAUUUUUUAUUUUAAAUGCGCAAUCUCUAUACUUCAUGGUUUACAUAAUCACAAAAUGCUACAAAUUUGAUAUUUGUACUUUGGUUUUGUUGGAAUUAAUAAAUGGAACAUAAUUAUGAUCUGUGAUUAAUAUAGGGCAAAAAUAAACAUGCAUAUUUUAAUGACA